AUGGCCGCCAAGUUUUGCAGGAUACUAUCAAAUCGUCGGGUUGUUUCCAAAAAUGCACAGCGUAACUCGACCCUUGAUUUGAAGCAAUACACGAGAUUAUAUUGCAAAGUUAUUUCAGCAUUUUAUUCAAGUAUUUGUCCUUCAGACGAAACGAUAUUCACGAGAGCAAGAAAGCAUGCCGAAAGAACAGCCAUCGUAGAUGACAAAGGCUCCUUUACGUAUGGAUCCAUACUAGCGAUUAGUCAAGCAUUAGGACAGAAAAUUACUGAACGAUAUGAUAGUGAAUGCAAUGCAGAAAGUCUAAAAGGAAAAAGAGUUGCUUUUCUCUGUCCAAAUGAUGUCCGUUACGUAGCUGUGCAAUGGUCAAUUUGGCGCCAAGCAGGGAUUGCUGUGCCACUUUGUGAAGCGCAUCCUGUCAGCAUGCUAGAGUACUUCCUAAGGGACUCUGAAUCUACAUUACUUGUAUCUACAGAACAAUUUCGCUCAAAGGUCAAACAUCUUGUUGAUGUUCUUAAUAUAGCUCAUAUUGAAGUACCCAAUGUAGAGAAUAUUUGCACAGAAAUGAGUGAAUUAAGUCCCACAUUGACCCCUAUGGAAGCAACAACAAAGUGCUGGGAUGAAGUUGGGGCAAUGAUUUUUUAUACCAGUGGUACAACAGGAAGACCAAAAGGUGUGCUUGCAACUCAUGGCAAUAUAAGAGCUCAGAUAUCCGGUAUGGUACAAGCCUGGGAAUGGACAAAGGAUGAUUGCAUUCUUCAUGUUCUACCAUUGCAUCAUGUUCAUGGCGUAAUCAAUGUCUUGUGUUGUUCUCUUUGGGUUGGCGCUACAUGUGUUAUGUUGCCAGGUUUUGAUCCUGAGAAGGUUUGGGAAUAUCUCACAGGCUCUAAGCUGUCAUUAUUCAUGGCAGUUCCUACCAUAUAUAGCAAGUUGAUUCAGUAUUUUCAGGAGAACAAUAAUUAUACCAGAAAACAGAAGGAAGAUAUUAUAAAAAAAUGCUCUCAACUAAGAUUAAUGGUUAGUGGGUCUAGUGCGCUACCUGAGCCUACCAUGAAACAAUGGGAAAUAAUCACAGGUCACACACUAUUAGAAAGAUAUGGCAUGACAGAGAUAGGGAUGGCACUGUCAAACCCUUUGCAUGGACCACGAAUACCAGGCAGUGUUGGCAAACCAUUACCCAGCGUUCAAGUACGUAUUGUUGCUAAAGGUGAAAACAAUGAAGAGUGUGAUGACCAGGUUCUUGUUGAAGGAGAUGAGUAUGGUUCAAAAGUGUUUUGUCAACAAGACAAUGUUCAAGGUGCACUCCAAGUAAAAGGCCCUUCAGUCUUUAAAAGAUACUGGGGAAGGCCUGAAGCCACUCAAGAAUCAUUUACAUCGGAUGGAUGGUUUAGAACUGGUGAUGACGCAGAAUACAAAGAUGGUGUUUACAAGAUAAUGGGAAGAGCCUCUGUAGAUAUUAUCAAAAGUGGUGGUUAUAAAAUCAGUGCUCUGGAUAUUGAGCGUGAACUUCUCACCCAUCCUAAUAUUAGAGAUAUUGCCGUCUUAGGAGUACCAGAUGAUGUUUGGGGUCAACGUGUUGCUGCUCUUGUGUCUCUUAAUCCUGGAAAGUCUCUGAAUUUGGAAGACAUUCGUAAGUGGUCUGAAGAAAGAUUAAGUAGAUAUCAAACACCGUCGCUGCUGAAAAUUGUUGCAGACAUACCAAGGAAUACUAUGGGCAAAGUAAACAAGAAACAGUUAGUUGAGUUAUUUCUUAACAAAGAGUAAGAGGAAAUUUAGCUAUAAUGUUGAAAUAACUUUUAAUUGGGCUGGAAAUCAUGAAGCAGGGGGGGGGGAGGAAGG
Exaiptasia diaphana is the source of this 1836-nucleotide messenger RNA. RefSeq names its product acyl-CoA synthetase family member 3, mitochondrial. The coding region runs from base 1 to 1761 and encodes 586 amino acids. The record is from RefSeq and is a predicted model, not a curated record. The transcript has 11 exons. Gene Ontology annotation, biological process: fatty acid metabolic process. Lineage: Eukaryota; Metazoa; Cnidaria; Anthozoa; Actiniaria; Aiptasiidae. Gene Ontology annotation, molecular function: medium-chain fatty acid-CoA ligase activity.